Molecule: messenger RNA, 2698 nt
Organism: Heterocephalus glaber (naked mole-rat)
Lineage: Eukaryota; Metazoa; Chordata; Mammalia; Rodentia; Bathyergidae
Gene: Plac9
Product: placenta associated 9
Source: RefSeq, a predicted model, not a curated record
AGGGGGCUCUGCUCUCUGAGCUUUGCGCUCCAAUUGGCGAAACGGGGCUCCCACGAGUCCCAGACCCAGGAGUGCCCGCCUGGCACCGCGUCCCCUCGCGCGCCCGGCUGGCACGACGGUCCUGGAUGAACUUUCUCGGCGUCCCUGGGGUGGGUGCCGGCCGUGGGGUGCCGCAGGGCCUCUGGAGGGGGCGGGCUCGCUGCAGCCGGGAAGCUCGGAGCCGCCCAGGAAUCUUGGCUGGGCCGGCGCUCGUUUCCUGCCCACCCGGACAGACGCCGCGCUCGCCCCAUACCAUGCGGCCGCUGCUCUGCGCGCUGGCCGGGCUCGCUCUGCUCCGCGCGGCUGCUGAGCCCCUCAGUGCCUCCCAAGGAGACCCAACUUGGAGCACAGGCUGUGACAGACUUGAGGCUGUCCAAGGCCAGUUAGAUGUCAUGGAGGAGGUUGCUGCCACCUGGGCAGCUUGCCCCACUCUGCCCUGCCUCCCGCUGCAGACGGCGGAGAAGACCGUGGAGCACCUGGAGACCCAGGUGAAAAGCCUGCUGGGGCUGCUGGAGGAGCUGGCCUGGAACCUGCCCCCAGGGCCCUUCAGCCCAGCCCCCGACCUCCUCGGGGAUGGUCACUUCUGAGCUCCGAGGCGGGGGAGCCCAUCUGCUGGAAGUGAGGCUCUUUCGACAGCACACCUCUGAGGACAGAGCCACGCCUUCCUUCCCCACCUUCGUGUGAAAAUAAAGCUACUCCUCCUCCGGUCCCCUGUGUCUGCACGGCCCUCCUCCCUCUGCUCCCCUCCCCGAGCCCCAUUUCCCUCUGGGCCGAGGUCUGCGCCCCUGGCCGUGUUUUGGCCUUUUUUUGUGUGUACCGGGGAUUGAAUUCGGGACCUUUCGCUUACGAGGCACGCGGUGGAACCACUAAGCUAAAUCCCCAGCCCUGGCCUACUUCUUUAUAGGGGCAGACUGGGCAAGACUCAUCCACAGAACCCAGCAGUAAGGGCAGAAUGGGAAGGGGAUACAGCCUUUCAUUGGAGCCGGGUCCAGAGAGGAGCAACAGCGCCACCACCUGGACGCCUGUCACAAACGCAGGUUCUUAGGACCCUCCCAGAUCUACUGAAGCCCAAUCUGCACUUUUGAUGUGAUCUCCAGGGGUCCUUAAACGCUCCACUCCAACCACCCACUGCUCAACCCUGUGCUGGGGAUGGAGUAUCCCCAGCCCCUUUUUAAAAAUUCCUAUUCCAAUGAACAAACAAUUUUCCCAAUUUUAGCCAUUUAAAACUACAAAUCCAGUGGUUACCAGUACAUUCAUAACAAAUUCCAAAACAUUUUUAUCAACCCAAGAAGAAACCCUGGGGCAAUUAAGCAGUCAUUUCCCAUGUUGUGUGCCACCACCCCUGGAAUCCACGAGUCUUUGUUAUUAUGGGCUUGCCUAUACUGGACACUUAUAAAUGAAACCAUGCAAAACGUGGCCUUCUGUAUUUGGCUUCUUUCCCUGCAUAUGUUCUCAAGGUUCAUUCGGGUCUUAGCCUGUAUCAGUUCUUCAUUCCUGUUUAGGCUGAGUUACGUUCCACUGUGUGUACAGAACACAUUUUAUUCAUCUAUCCCUCAGAACAUGACAGGUUAUUGGCACUUUUUGCUGUUAUGCCUAAUGCUGUUAUGAAUCAGUCAUGUGUAGGUUCUUGCGUGGACACAUGAUUUUACUUCUCCAAAGUAUAUGGCUAGGAAUGAAGUUGCUGAACAAAAAAAAAGUAAAACUGUGUUUAACUUUUGGAUGAACCACUGAGCUCUUUUGCAAAGCGACUGCAUUAUUUUAUAGUCCCACCAGCAGUGUCCGCUAUGGGGGUUUUCAUAGAUGCCCUCUGAGAAAUUUCCCUUCUAUUCUUAGAUCCUUGAGUGUUUUAAAGAAUGUUGGGUUUUCUCAAAUGCUUUCUCUGCAUUUGAAAAAAAUGCAGAGGAUCAUGGCCAGGAUGGGAGUGUGGUUCCCAUUUCACUUCACUUCAGAAACAGGGUCUCACUAUGUUUCCCAAGCCAGUCUCAAACUCCCAAGUUUCUUGCCCCAGCCUUGCAAGUGGCAAAUCCCCCUUGUCAUAGCAUGUAGUCCUCUAUUUGUACAUGGAAUUACAGGAUUUAAUGUUUGCCCUUUGGGCUUUGGUCUUGUUUGGGUCCCGUUCAUUUCUACUCCCCUAUUUCUCCCUUUUGGAAUGGGAAUGUUUAUCCUGUGCCAUUGUAUAUCAGCAGUGUUUAACUUUCUUUUUAACUUUUAUAGGGACUCACAGCUAAGAGUUUUUCUUAAGUCUUAAAGGAGAUUUUGGACGUGGACUUCUCAGCACUGCUGGAACUGUUAGGACUUUGACAAUGCUUAGAGAGGGACUAAAUGUAUUUUGCAUAAAGCAAUGUACAUGAGUGUUUGAGGGGCCAGAAAUGGAAUGUUAUUGUUUAGAUCUAAAAUGGCCCCCAAAGCCUCACAUGUUUAGAAGGUGACUGGACUAUGGGACUUGCUGUUGAGAGGUGGGGUCUGAUCAGAGGCGGUAGGUCAGUGGGGAAAGGCCUGGCUUUAUCUCCCUCCCCAGCUCCUACCUCCACUCUCUGCUUCCUGUUCAGCAUGCUGUGAGCAGCCCUCCUCCACCAUGGCCCUCUGCCAUGCCAUCCUGCAUUGAAGCCAAUGGACUAUGGACUGAAACGUGAACCAAAAUAAACCUCUCCUCCUUUAA